UCCGCGCGCCUCUGUCUGCUCGGUGCACAUUAUUCUGGGCUGGAGCCUUUCCCCGUGUCCUCGUUGGUAGUGUGCUAAUAGUAAUAACCAACGCAGACAUGAGCUUAUGGAAUCAAGAGGACUCAGUGCGUCCCUGCAUUGACCUCAUAGACUCGCUCCGGUCUCUGGGAGUGGAGCAGGACCUGGCGCUGCCCGCUGUCGCCGUCAUCGGAGACCAAAGCUCGGGGAAGAGCUCUGUGCUGGAGGCGCUCUCUGGAGUGGAACUACCAAGAGGUCGAACAUAUCCCCUUGUGCUGAGGAUGAGGAGAACCAAAGAGGAGGAUGGUUGGUGUGGUAUUGUCACAUAUCACAGGAAUGAAUGUAACAUAACUAAAACGAUGAUACCAAACCCUGAGGAUGUGAAGACUAAAAUUGAAGAAGUUAUACCUUGGAACUUUUCUCUAACCAGUGAAGGCUUCCUUUGUCUGGAUAUUGCCUCAUCUACUGUACCUAAUCUGACACUUGUUGAUCUACCAAGCUUACCCACCGAGCAAAACACUACAGUUCAGAUCAAAUCUUUUCUCAAAAAGAAAUAUAUUUUGGUGGUUGUUCCUUGUAAUGUGGACAUAGCUGAAGCAGAGUCUAUGAAGAUGGCAAAGGACGAGGACCCUACUGGACUCAGGACUUUAGGUGUUUUGACUAAACCUGAUCUGGUUGACAAACAAAGAGAAAAGGUUAUUGUGGACAUUGUGCAGAACAAGGUUCCCCCUCUUAAUCAGGGAUAUGUGAUAGUAAAAUGCCAGGAUGAGGGAGAGCAAAGUGUGAGGUACUCAAUCAAGAGAGAAAAAGCCUUCUUCAGGGACCAUGCACUUUUUAAGAAACUGUAUGAUGAUGGCAAUGCAACUGUACCUAAGCUGGCAGAAAGACUCACUCUGGAGCUGCAGCAGCAUAUUGAAAAAUCACUUCCUAUUCUGAAAGAACAGGUAAAAAAUCACUUCCUUCAAGAUAGUGCAGAGUUGAAGAGAUAUGGAUUUGAAUGCCCAUCUGAUGCAGCUGACAAACUGACUUUCCUCACUGAUAAAGUCACGAUAUUCACUGAGGACACCGGCGGAUUUUUAACAGGAGAACUUCUGGAACUCAUAGAUAAGAAAAUAUUCAGUGAAUGGAGAUAUAUUGUACAAAACGCUGUAGACACAUUCACUGGGACCUUUGAAGAGGAGGUGGCCCAGUAUGAGCAAAAGCACAAAGACAGAAUGCAGUCUGGCUUUAUGAACUACAAUUCCUUCAAAAGCAUAGUCAAAGAGCACAUUGGACUUCUGGAAGAGCCUGCAGUUUUGACACUCAAGGAUGUGACAGAUAUAGUAAAAAAAGAAUUGCAAGUGAUAGUGGAGAACAACUUUGCUGCUUUUCCAAAACUCCAGAUGAAAUCACAGAAUAUAAUUUCUGAUGUCAUUUUGACAAGGGAAAAAACAACAGAGUCCACAGUGAGGAUGCAGUUUAAAAUGGAACAGUAUGUUCAUUUAGGGGACAACAUGUGCAGCAACACAAAUAAAGAGGACAUGCAUGUAACUACCGACACCAUCAGUAAUAAGCGUCUAAACAACAUGAUGGUCCAGCUGAAAUCAUACUACCACACUGCCUCUCAGCGGCUAGCAGGCCAGAUCCCACUGGUGAUCCGUUUCCAGAUGUUGCAGGAGUUGUCCACUCAGCUGCAGAAGGAGAUGCUGCAGAUGGUUCAAAAUAAGCCUGACACCGGUGUACUGCUCCGAGAGGACUCCAGUAUUAGGAGCAAAAGAAACAAGAUCCAAAGUCGCUUCAAACGUCUAACAAAAGCAUGCAUUUUGUUGUCUGAAGAAAUUCCUAGAACAAAGUUGUACUAGCAGUUAUAAGUCUUUAAACACAUUUUUGUUACUUGAAUUUUAAAGAUACGAUACAUAGCUUGUACUCUUGGUGGUUUAGGAAGGAAUCACGAUCUCAACUGAACUUUUGUUGCAAGAGCCUCAACCUGCAUAUAAAGGACACAUACAGGUUUUUCCUCCUUUGCAGUAUAUGAACAGACCAUGCUCAGAAAGAUCAGAACCUCUAAAGUUCACUCACUGACAGUCUUCUCCACAGAGAUCAAGGCAAGGCAAGGCAAGUUUAUUUGUAUAGCACAAUUCGUACACAAGGUAAUUCAAAGUGCUUUACAGAAUAAGAAACAUUAAAAUCACACAAAUCAAAACAUAAAUAAUCACAAAUAAUCAUCAUAAAAUUAACAUUAAAAGUGAAGAGUGCAGAAUAAAAACCUUUCAGUCAUAUGCACAGCUAAACAGAACUGUUUUGAGCCUGGAUUUAAACAUUGGCAAAGUAGAAGCCUGUCUCACAUCUUCAGGAAGACUGUUCCAGGUUUUAGCUGCAUAAAACUUAAACGCUGAUUCUCCAUGUUUAGUCCUGACUCUGGGCACCAGCAGGAGGCCGGUCCCUGAAGUCCUCAGAGUGUGAGAUGGUCCAUAUGGCACCAACAUGUCGAAGAUAUACUGUGGACGUAGGCCAUGGAGAGAUUUAUACACAAGCAAAGCUGCUUUAAAGUCUAUUCUUUGAGCUACAGAAAGCCAGUGCAGAGACCUGAGCACAGGACUUACGUUCUCGUACUUCCUGGUUCUAGUCAGGACCCGAGCAGCAGCGUUCUGGAUGUACUGCAGCUGUGUUAAGGCAUGUUUGGAGAGGCCAGUGAGCAGGCCGUUACAGUAGUCUAACCUACUGGACACAGAUGCAUGGAUAAGUCUCUAAGUCUGGCUUUGACAGUUUACCUUUGAUUUUUGCAAUGUUUUUUAGGUGGUAAAAAGCUGCAGAUGUUAUUGAUUUGAUGCGGCUGUUAAAGUUCAAGUCUGAGUCCAUUAUUACCCCUAGAUUUCAAGCACAGGCAAUGACUCACAACUGUACCGUCUAAACAAAAUAAAUAAAUAAAAUACAUUUCAAUUAUUUUGUUAUAAUUUCAUAUGUUAAUUGCUGAUCAAAGAAGAAGCAAUGUAAAGAAGCAAUGCAUUAAAAUAGUUUAACAUUUAUUUCAACAUUUGAAGAGAGUUUAUGGUCUGAGGUGUGGACCUUCCCCCUGUUCUCCUGUCCGUUAACUCCGGUACAGUCUAUAACCUGGAACCUACAAAAACAGUUCACAAAAUAAAUAAUUAAUGAGGCAUGUAGAAGUCAGUUAUUAUACACACCUGAUCUGCACUGAAGCUGAAACAUAAACAGAGAAAAUAGUCAAAUUCAAAGACUGAUCCACUGAACAGUAAGAGAUAUUGCAUAUUCUGAAUGACAUUAAAGUUUAAGCUUCAUUCUCUGACAAAAACACAAUAAUUGUAAAGCAUCCUAUUUAAUCACAAGGACUGGAAGACAUGAAUUACUCAAAGAGCAGAGCUUAGAGCUUUUUGGCAUUUUUUUGGUUGUUUG
Periophthalmus magnuspinnatus is the source of this 3408-nucleotide messenger RNA. Its product is annotated as interferon-induced GTP-binding protein Mx-like. The transcript is spliced from 13 exons. Gene Ontology annotation, biological process: defense response to virus. The record is from RefSeq and is a predicted model, not a curated record. Lineage: Eukaryota; Metazoa; Chordata; Actinopteri; Gobiiformes; Gobiidae. Bases 99 to 1859 code for a protein of 586 amino acids. Gene Ontology annotation, molecular function: GTPase activity; GTP binding; microtubule binding. Gene Ontology annotation, cellular component: microtubule; membrane; nucleus.